Messenger RNA from Striga asiatica, 933 nucleotides. The record is from the annotation of a GenBank genome assembly. NCBI's taxonomy places the organism in Eukaryota, Viridiplantae, Streptophyta, Magnoliopsida, Lamiales, Orobanchaceae.
AUGGGUGCAGGUUGCUGGUCGCGGACAGGUGCGCGUCGGGCUCGUGACACGCGGAUGUGGGCACAGGCGCAGUCGGCAUGCUGGGACUUCGGUCGGCACGUCGGGCUUUGUGCGUCGCGGGUCUCCUAUGUCGAGGCAGACUGGGCUCUUUUUAAAAGAGAGAAAUCAAGCUCUCGUCAUCUUCUUCGUUUUUCUUUUCCGAUCACCUCAUCCGUCGCCACUCUCGCUACUCCCAGAUCACCAUCUCCGGCGAGAGCGACCAACGCCGUGAACCAGCGUGAGCGACCAUUUUUCGACGGGCACUUCCCUCCAACGGUUCACACGAGCAGGCCCUCCUCCCCGGUGAACUACUCCUCCAUGCUGCGUUUUUCCGGCGAGCUCCCACAAGACGUCGUCUUCAGGCCCGACCUCAGGCGAGUUCUCCUCCAUGACCAGCGGAGCUCUCUUUUCCGGCGAGUCUUCCCUCCUCCAUCGAGCAGCCACCACGACCAGCUCUCUUCCGGCGUGAACGACCACCACCGCGCACCUCCCCCUCGUCACCAUCUCCGUCCUCCAUUAAGCCCGACGAGUCCACCUCCAAGCAGCCCCGCCAGAAAAUUAAUGAAUUUUAAAUCAAGACGGACGUCUGCAUUCCAAUUGAAAAGAUUGUCCGCAUUUCAAGUAAAAAAAUCUCCAAUCUACAAUUGCGACAAGCCGCCGCCGCAUGUCGCGAAUCACCCUAGAUUCAGACUCGUCAAGUCCAAAUCCACGGAGCCACGUGACUGUCGGAGCCCAGCGCGGAGGAGCUUGGAGUCGGCACCGGAGCACGACAUGUCAGUAGACAUCCCACCCUUCGUGCUCGAUUCGUACUGGAAGAACAGUCGGCCAAUUCAUAAAUGUAAAGUGAAAUUAGGGAUGGAGAAUGGAGAAUUGGAGAGGAGGAUUGGAAAUUAG